Molecule: messenger RNA, 2355 nt
Organism: Gongylonema pulchrum
Lineage: Eukaryota; Metazoa; Nematoda; Chromadorea; Rhabditida; Gongylonematidae
Source: the annotation of a GenBank genome assembly
AUGUAUCAGAUAACGAGUUUGCUGGAGAAGAUGGCUUCCGUGGACAAGGACUAUCGCUUUAUGGCCACCAACGACUUGAUGGUGGAGCUGCGCAACGACAGCAUCAAGCUGGACGACGACUCGGAGCGUAAGAUUGUUCGAACGGUGGUGAAACUGCUGGAGGACAAGAAUAGCGAGGUGCAGAAUUUGGCCGUGAAGUGCUUGGGACGCCUGGUACACAAAGUGAAAGACGCGCAGGCCGAGUCGGUGGUCGACUUUCUGUGUGAUAAAAUGAUGGCGAAAGAUGAGAAGAUGCGUGACGUCUGUUCGAUUGCACUGAAAACGGUAAUCAGCGAAUUGCCGAACGCGAAUGUGCCAUUAACAGCGAAUGUAAUCAAGCGAGUGGUGCCGAGAUUAACGGAAGCACUAAAGCAAACCGAGCCGGCGGAUGUGUCCGUCAAGCUGGAAGUUAUGGAUAUCGUAUCGGAUGUGCUGACACGUUACGGCUCGUUCUUUGCACCAUAUUUGGCCACGCUGCAGGAAGCGCUUCUUCUGCAACUGUUCUCCGAUCGACAGGCUAUUCGAAAGCGUGCAAUUAUCGCUUUGGCGAAUUUGAUGGUUAUUGCAGAUAGCACUCUGUAUGCGUCGACAAUGGAUUUUAUCGUGGGGCAUCUCACUGCACCAAAGGCAUCGGUGUCGCAGUGCCGUACAAUGGUGCAAGCAUGUCAAGGUAUUUGCAAGGCAACUGGCAGUCGUUUUGUUGAUAAUUUGCGCCGAUUUGUGCCAGUACUUUUCCAGUUGUCAACGACCACCGAAGAUGAUGAAUUGCGUGAAUCUUGCAUUCAGACUUUUGAAUCGUUCAUUUAUCGUUGUCCGCGUGAUGUUACGCAUUUCAUUCCUGAUAUCGUGAAGGUGGUUGCUGAAUAUCUGAAGCUAGAUCCAAACUACACUUAUGAUGAUGAGGAUGAGAACACUGUUCUUUCAAAAAUGGACAUGGAUGGACUGACAUUGGUUCGACAUUUUGACUAUCAGUUGAAAGCGGUUGUCGAGAAACGUGCCGACGUUUGUCUGAGAAAUGAGCGUACUUCGGUGCUUGCAUCUGCUCCUCUCUGCAGCCGAAUUGCUUCAGAUGGCGGUGGCAGUGUCAGCUCUCACCUGAUCAACAGCAAGUGUUCCCUGGUAGGACUGACAUUGGUUCGACAUUUUGACUAUCAGUUGAAAGCGGUUGUCGAGAAGCGUGCCGACGUUAGUCUGAGAAGCGAAGUGGAAGAGGAUGAUGAAGAAUUGAAUGAUUACUCGGAUGACGACGACGUGAGCUGGAAAGUGCGACGUUCGUGCGCCAGAUGUAUCGAAGCGAUUAUUUUGUCGCAUCGCGAUGAAGCUGUGCAGUACCUGAUUUCGUUGGGUCCACUGCUAAUUAGCCGUUUUAAAGAACGAGAGGACAAUGUGAAGUGGGAUAUCAUGCAUGCAUAUACUGCUUUGCUUUCGCAGAUCCGCAACCUCAUUCCGAAUUUCUCGGAGCUUUCUUCUGUUGAGAAAAAUGGAAUUGGCAAAAGCAGUGCAGAAACGGUGAUGCUUAAGGGUGGCGUGAUUUUACGAAAUGCUGUGACUGGUCAGCAACUCGCCGCACUACAGAUUAUUGUUCAGGCAUUGGAUUCUCAGAUCCCGUUGCUUGUGAAGGCUAUCAGCAAGCAAUUCAGCAGCAAAGUGCUUCGCACCAGGCAGUCAUGCUUUAUUCUGCUUACACAACUUCUACGGACAUAUCCGGGCUCGCUUUCCGAUGAGCUGGGCCAUUUGAUGAUCAGCGUGUCGGCAGCAAUGAACGAUCGCUCACUGGAUACAAAUAUGAAGAUUGACGCGCUCACUUUCCUUUCAACCGCACUCUGCACACAUCCCCCAGAGAUGCUGCACAAGCACAUGAACAUGUUGACGCCGCUUGUUGUUCGAGCAGUUGGUGAACCGUUUUACAAAGUGGCCGCUGAAGCACUAACAGUAACAGUAUCACUGAUCCGCGUCCUGCGCCCCUGCGUGUUUCAGUCGGCAAAAAUCGACUGCUCACCGUAUGUCAACAGCAUUUAUGAUGCAGAGGUGAAAGAGAAAGCGAUAACAGCGGCUGGCCUUCUCAUUUCAACCUUUGGUGAUCAUUUAGAGGAGAAGUUGCCAAUUUGUUUGUCGAUAUUUUUGGACCGGCUGCGCAAUGAGAUGACACGUCUGGUUACCGUAAAGGCAUUGACAGCGAUCGUGUGCAGUCCGCUGGUAAUUUCGAUGGAAAAUAUUUUAUCAAAUACGCUCUUAUUGCUUGCGGAAUUCCUGCGCAAAAAUCAAAGAGCUUUGAAGGUAAUCAGUUUGAUAGCUUCAAAAGCUCGUUUCGUCUAG